Oncorhynchus keta (chum salmon) is the source of this 4521-nucleotide messenger RNA. RefSeq names its product myosin light chain kinase 3-like. Gene Ontology annotation, biological process: positive regulation of apoptotic process; protein phosphorylation; intracellular signal transduction. The transcript has 14 exons. Gene Ontology annotation, cellular component: cytoplasm; nucleus. Lineage: Eukaryota; Metazoa; Chordata; Actinopteri; Salmoniformes; Salmonidae. Gene Ontology annotation, molecular function: ATP binding; protein serine/threonine kinase activity. The record is from RefSeq and is a predicted model, not a curated record. The coding region runs from base 354 to 2813 and encodes 819 amino acids.
CUUAAUACCACCUACAGUAGGGAGAAGUGCAGGUGUCAAACUGUGGGUGAGCGACACAGGGGCAUAGGGACAAUCUCACAGAUUACCGUGACCAUUACUCGCUGUAUCUUUCUGUUUUACUCUUCAUGGAUUUGAAUUUAGUUCACUUAUUUAUUUUUCAUCAAGAUAUUGGCAUUACAUUCCCGUUUCCGUCAUUAGAUCAGCUUGUCUGUACACUUGAAGAUGAGCACAGAGGGAUAAGGCUGGCUACAUUUUCCAAAAAAGGUUCCCCGUCUGUCUCACGGACAUUGGUCACCAACCUUUCCGUGACCGUUUUUCUGUUUUUCGAUUGGGCGUCCUAACAUGAUUUUAUCAUGAGUUCCAAGGUAGUGAACUAUAACUCAAUCUCAAGAAAGCCAAGCACGAUGGAUAACGUAACCGAUUGCAAUGGUGCCGGCUUGGACCUCAUUCAGAAUCGCAUUGAGUCUCUGAACAGUAAGAUGGACAAACUCAUCAACUUCCAGGAGAAGGUCCUCAACCGGCUGGAUGGAAUGUCCCAGGACAUUGACAGUAUAGAGAGGGACAUGGAAACACUGAAGGUGGAUAAGGAAGAGAUCCAUAUCCCUGCCAGAGCCCAAACUCUACCACCGGCCCUGGCUCAAACCCAGGGCACGGGCAUGGGGGGCGAGGUGAGAGAGAUGUGUCAGGAGAUGAGCUCCAUCAUGACAGUGCUGGAACAGCGCUCGGAGAAGCAGGCUGAGAAGCUGGAUGGGAUGGAAAAGCUGGUCCUCAGCAUCCAUCAGGUCAUCAGAUUCAUUGGGGAGACGAUGAAGAGCCCCCGGGUUAUGGAGAUGAUGUUUAUGGGUCCGGCAGCACACAAGGCCUCCAAGUCAAAAGACCUCAAGAUGGCUAUUAAGAGGCAAUCGUCCGCAGAAAAGAGCAAGAGCUCAGUUACUAAGAAGACCGACAAGCCAAAAGUCCACAAGAAGAAGGAUGGGAAGGAGAAGUCGGGUCUGAGCCCAAAGGGUCUGAAAGCACAGAAAAAGAAGAAGCUCCCAGACACAGCAGAUACCAUCUCCCUUAGGAAGCAGGUGUUGCUACUAGAGGAGGUUCAGAAGCUCAACAGGGAGAAUGCAGAGAGAUCAUCAUCAUCACCAGGUCACCAGCGGCAGCAGCAGCACCUCACCCCUGAUGGCUUCCUGGACCUGGAGGCUGGGUCUGGAGGGGCCUCAGAGGGUUCCCUCAGCCCAAACCUGCUGGACCUUAUCCUCAAGGGCCCCAAGGCCCCUGUGACUGAAGAGGAGUCAUUGUCUGAGGAGGAGGCUGCAGGAGAUGGACUAAAAGUGGAAGAGAGGAAGGAGGAGGUUGUAAAAAAGGAGAAGGAAGACCACCUUGUUAAUGAAUCUAAGGAAGAGGAGAGAAAGGAGGAGCUGUUGAAAACCACAGAGAAGCCCGAGGAGGAUGGAAGACUAGAGGAAAAAGAGGGGGAGAAGGAGAAAGAGGGGGACACUACACUCUCUAAAGGUCCAUCGGAAAUUGUUGAUAUGUUGGUAAAGGAUAUCCCUUCUCUCCCAACCUCCUCUGAGGCUCCAGGACACACCAACUCUAUUCCUGAGAGCUGUGAAGACCACAACAAAAGUGAUUCCUCUCUGUCUCUGGAGGCAGCAAAACAGGACCAGGUGGAGGAGGGCAGCACCGGCAGUAAGCGUCAGGUGAUGGAGGAAGACCUGGGAGUAGAGGACCACAAGAAGAGUCGGGUAGAGGAAGGAGAGGAUGAGGGAUGGGGCGUCUUCAAGGCAGACGGGGUGGAUAUCCGUGUGGAGCGGAAGAAGAGGCUGGUGAAAGAUCAGGCCACAGAAAUCAAGCAGUCUACUGGGGAAACGUUCUUCAUUGACAAAAGUCCUCCUCCACCAGCUCCAUUCCUCCAUCGGAUAGUGUCGGCCAAACCCAACCAGAUCAACAACUUCUACACCAUCAACAGAGUUGAGAUUCUAGGAGGGGGUCGUUUUGGCCAGGUGCACAAAUGCAUGGAAAACUCCUCAGGUCUCACACUAGCUUCCAAAAUCAUCAAAGCCCGGAGUCAGAAAGAAAAGGAGAUGGUCAAGAAUGAGAUCAUGGUCAUGAACCAGUUGGACCACGCCAACCUGAUCCAGCUCUACGCCGCCUACGAGUCCAGGAAUGAUAUCAUCCUGGUGCUGGAAUAUGUGGAUGGUGGGGAGCUCUUUGACCGGAUCAUCGACGAGAACUACACUCUGAUGGAGCUGGACACGGUCAUGUUCAUCAGGCAGAUCUGUGAGGGCCUUCAGCACAUGCACAAGAUGUACAUCCUCCAUCUGGACCUCAAGCCGGAGAAUAUUCUAUGUGUGAGCAGAGUCACAAAUAAAAUCAAGAUCAUUGACUUUGGACUUGCCAGAAAAUACAUACCCAGAGAGAAGUUGCGAGUGAAUUUCGGCACCCCAGAGUUCCUGGCCCCAGAAGUUGUCAACUACGACUUUGUGUCAUUCAACACCGAUAUGUGGAGUCUGGGAGUCAUUACAUAUAUGCUUCUCAGCGGUCUGUGUCCUUUCCUGGGCGACAAUAACCCUGAGACUCUGAACAACAUCCUUGCCUGCCAGUGGAACUUUGACGAGGAAGAAUUUACAGACAUCUCAGAGGAAGCCAAAGACUUCAUCUCUAAACUACUCAUCGUCAAUAAAAGUUGGAGGAUAGGUGCCUCUGAAGCAUUGAGGCAUCCUUGGCUCUCUGACCCAGUCCUCCAUCACCGACUUCAUGAAAAGAAGAACAUGUGUCACUGUUCCCGGCGAUCUUCAUGUGUACCCAUUACAGAGAGUUGAGCAUGAUGACUAGACGACGCCAGCUGUGGCCACCUGGACCAAGCCUGCUGUACACCUGCAUGUUUACCAGCGCUUACCUAUCUAAACACCUGUAGAAGUACACCUGUAGAACUACUGGAGCUUACCUGUCUGUACACCUGUAGAACUACAACCUGCAAAACUACAACCUGUAGAAUUACUGGAGCUUUACCUGUCUGUACACCUGUAGAACUACAACCUGUAGAAUUACUGGAGCUUACCUGUCUGUAUACCAAUAGAACUACAACCUGUAGAAUUACUGGAGCUUACCUGUCUGUAUACCAAUAGAACUACAACCUGUAGAAUUACUGGAGCUUUACCUGUCUGUACACCUGUAGAACUACAACCUGCAAAACUACAACCUGUAGAAUUACUGGAGCUUUACCUGUCUGUACACCUGUAGAACUACAACCUGUAGAAUUACUGGAGCUUACCUGUCUGUAUACCAAUAGAACUACAACCUGUAGAACUACAACCUGUAGAACUACCGUAGCUGUGUGAUGGUUGGACGAUACAUGUUACCUGAACAACUGUUAGCUCACUAGAUAUGCUGUUUUGUUGUUUUUUUUAACGUAUAUCCAAGGAUAGGUCAAAAAUUAGACAAAAAUAAGGAAUUGGUUUUAGUGGAAACAUUACCCGACAGUCAUACUGUACUUUUUUGAGUGGGUUGUCAUGUACUGUAAAAGUGCUAUUUCAGUGUGAUGCCAAAGCUUAGAAGCCUGGAGGGUGUCGUGAAAGAUAGUAUGCUAGGUACAGUAUGUGAAUUUCAUCUGCAACGCAAGGUUAGUAUGACAUAACACCAAACUCUAACCUCGUAUCUUGUAAAUACUUUGGGGGUUUUGUCAGACAAACUAGAUUCCAGAUUUUAAAAAAUGUUUACUUUUAGCCAACGUUGUUUCCCUGUUGUACAGUUGUACUGUUAUCUUCCCUCAUGUGUGAAUCCAUUUUCAUUAGCUUUAUUUCCAUCUCCGUUAUCCACAAUGCAUCUCAACGUUUAUGCUGUGAUGCUGCUCUCCAUUUCAUCUCAUUUUCUGUUCAUGUAAAAGAGUUCCGUGUUGAGUACUGUACCCCACUUUUCCUCGGACUGUGUGUGUAUUUAUCAAACCAAAGGAUUUUUCCGUUUAACUUGACUGAUAGACAGACAAAUGUCAUGUGUUUGCUGUUUGUUUUGUGCUCUCUUGAUAUUGAGUGUAAAUAGAUCAGAUGUCAUGUGUUUGCUGUUUGUUUUGUGCUCUCUUGAUAUUGAGUGUAAAUAGAUCAGAUGUCAUGUGUUUGCUGUUUGUUUUGUGCUCUCUUGAUAUUGAGUGUAAAUAGAUCAGAUGUCAUGUGUUUGCUGUUUGUUUUGUGCUCUCUUGAUAUUGAGUGUAAAUAGAUCAGAUGUCAUAUGUUUGCUGUUUGUUUUGUGCUCUCUUGAUAUUGAGUGUAAAUAGAUCAGAUGUCGUAUGUUUGCUGUUUGUUUUGUGCUCUCUUGAUAUUGAGUGUAAAUAGAUCAGAUGUCAUGUGUUUGCUGUUUGUUUUGUGCUCUCUUGAUAUUGAGUGUAAAUAGAUCAGAUGUCAUGUGUUUGCUGUUUGUUUUGUGCUCUCUUGAUAUUGAGUGUAAAUAGAUCAGAUGUCAUAUGUUUGCUGUUUGUUUUGUGCUCUCUUGAUAUUGAGUGUAAAUAGAUCAGAUGUCAUAUGUUUGCUGUUUGUU